Molecule: messenger RNA, 855 nt
Organism: Diversispora eburnea
Lineage: Eukaryota; Fungi; Glomeromycota; Glomeromycetes; Diversisporales; Diversisporaceae
Source: the annotation of a GenBank genome assembly
AUGGUUUAUAUGCAAUAUAAGCAAGCAUCGAUAACAGAUCCUUAUCAUACAAAUGUUGACGAUCAAUUAUCAAGAUUUAAUGAUCUUGUGACAAAAAUUGAUGAAUUAAAUGAUUUUAUGGUAUGUAAUGAGGAUGCUUAUCGUAAAAAACUUAGAAUAAUUGUCACAUCAUCACAUCCAUCAACAUCAAAGUUGUUACAGGAUUUGUCUUCUUCAGUGUCAAAUUGUUUUGACCCAUUCGGUUCAGCCAGCAGAAAAAUACACGACGAAGACCAAUUUUAUUAUCUAUCGUCGUCUUCUUCGACUUCAACGAUAUCAACGAUAUUACAAGUUGCACAAACAAUUCCAUCAGAAAUUCUGAUAGAGAUAUGUGGUUAUUUGCAUCCUCAAGAUUUAUAUUCUUUAGCAUCCGUUUGCAAAAGAUAUAGAAGUUUAUUAUGGUCAAAAAGUUCAACUACCACACAACAAAUUUGGAGAACUUCUAGACUUAAAUAUGUUGUAAAUCUUUCAUUGGCACCUCCUACAGGAAUGUCAGAACAACAAUAUAUUUGGUUAAUGGUUUUAUUAAAUAAAUGUAUGUUUUGUGAUGAAAGAAAGAAAUUAAAAUUAACGAUGUAUUGGGAAUUUAGAAUGUAUUGUUGUAAAAAAUGUUUAUAUGAAAGGAUUGAUGUAAUAAAAACUUUAAAUUAUUAUAAUCAAUUAAAAGUUUUUGAAAGAAAACAAUGGAUCAAACGACAAGAAACAAAAAUAAUCAAAUUUCAAUUAGAAAAUGAAAAAUAUAAUAAUUUACAUGAUCAAACAAGAUAUGAUCAUACCGAAAAAAUAGAAAGAUUAUUGAUAAAAUUACAUGAAUGA